AUGACACCUGUCUUUCUUGUUGGAACUUGCAGUAACUCUCAACUUAUCAAGGCAGAUGAAGAGUCGCGUGACUUCGUUGACGAGGCGAAAAACUAUCUUCUUCUUCCGCAAGAGCGUGGUCGUAUGCAAGGGCCAAGGACGCGUCCAAGACGGCCGGUCAAUCCAUAUGAAUUUUUGUUCGCAGUUGGAGGUUGGUGCAGUGGAGAUGCUAUUCAGACGGUUGAAAGGUACGAUCCAGUAAGGGAAGAAUGGAGCAUGGUUGCAUCAAUGAACAAGCGUCGGUGUGGCGUCGGCGUGGCUGUUCUUGAUAACAUUAUCUACGCGAUCGGAGGGCACGACGGUACCUCUUACCUCCAAACAGUUGAGAAAUUCGACCCGAAUGACGAAAACGCAUGGAGCACUGCUGUAGCGCCAACAUCAACCUGUCGAACAAGUGUUGGAGUCGCCGUCCUUAAUGGGUGGGUACUAAUGUAUUUAUACGCAAUCGGUGGCCAAGACGGCGGUUCCUGCCUCGAUUUGGUUGAAAGAUACGAUCAGGCGAAUAAUAAAUGGGAGCGCAAGGCAUCGAUGAAGACAAGGCGACUGGGAGUAGGAGUAGCCGUGCUGAAUGAGUUUGUUUAUGCAGUUGGAGGCUCCGACGGAGGAAAACCCUGGGACUCGGUGGAGAAAUACAACCCUAAGAAUGACACUUGGCAAAAAGUUUGCUCUAUGUCCACUGCUCGCAAGCAUCUCGGCUGCGCGGUCUACAACGACUACAUCUACGCCGUCGGUGGGCGUGACGACUGUACAGAACUGAACUCUGUCGAACGCUACUGCGACAAGGAUGACAGAUGGACGCCAGUUGUCGCGAUGCAAAUGAAGCGCUCCGGCGUUGGCUUAGCCGUCGUUGGUGGACAACUUCUAGAAACAGAAGAAAAACGCGUACAGGCCGCCAAACUGGGUAAAAAGGGCCUUCAAAUCCAAAAUAUUAUCAAGUCAAUGGAAGAUUCUCCGUUCUUCGCACAGAUGAAAGGUCAGCUGGAUGGAUUAGUCGAAAGAGGCAUAUUUAACAUACACUGCUACGGUCUUGGAUCACCGGCCAAUUCGAGGUCCUCCCGUCAUCAAACGGCUUUAUUAGGGCCAAUGCUUCUGUACUUACCUCACGUUCCGCUUUGGCUUAUUGACUGGCUCCUGUAUCUGAGAAGAGACGAGACAAGCCCGACAGUUCUGAUAGUCAAUAACUUCGAAAAUAUUAUCGAAACUCAAUCGAACGAAGAACGAAGCGAAUUGAAAAUUCUGAACCGAUAUCUCAGCAAUAUGACGGUCCUGACAUGCCUCCCAGUCGAGAAUAAUUGGGAGGAUGAACUCACUGCUUUCAACUCGCUGGCAAUCAUAAAAUUGCCGGGCAAAGAUAUCGACGUUUCUGAUAUUGAAUACGCCAAAGACGCGAUGCCCUACUCGCUGCUUGUCAAACCUGACUAUUUCAAUCCCGACAUCUUUUAA
This is a messenger RNA of Oikopleura dioica, 1482 nucleotides long. NCBI's taxonomy places the organism in Eukaryota, Metazoa, Chordata, Appendicularia, Copelata, Oikopleuridae. The record is from the annotation of a GenBank genome assembly.